ACGAGACUCAUGGAAUUACGCCUAUCACACACCAAAUUCAUGUUUCUCAUACCAUAAUCACCACUUUUAUCUCAAACGCCCAAUUCUCAUGUUAUCACACCACCAACCAACAAUUCCAUGCCAUAACUCAUUCCAAACAUACCAAUUUUAGUGCAUAUAGAUCAAGUAACCAUGCAUAUUCAAGACAUAUAGCCAAUCCAUGGAUAAAUUAAAGAAAACAUAAUCAAACCUGCACAAUUCUCGCUUAGGCUAUGAGCCUUCGCCCAAGCGACAGCGACUGCCUCGCUUAAGCUAGGCAUCCUCGCCUGAGCGAGUGUUGUAGUGGUACAGUGAGCACUCUGCGAAUUCUCGCCUAAGCGGGGCCUUCUCGCCUGGGCGAGAUCGCUCUUCGCUCAAAACGAAAGUCCCUCGCUUGGACGAGGAUGCGAGUAAAGAACACCACUGGUUUCCUCAAGGGCUCGCUUAGACAAGUCGUUCUCGCUGACAUCAUAGCAGUGGUACAUAAGGGCAAAAUUGUGGAGAAAGGAACUCAUGAUGAGUUAAUCAAGGAUGCUGAUGGUGCUUAUUCUCGGCUUGUUCGUCUACAAGAAGGAAAUAAAGUAGCAGAAGAAGUGAGCCGUAAGUCAGAAGCAGAUAAGUCAAAUAACAACAUUUUGAACCUAAGUCGGAGAACAUCCUUUGCAAGAUCGAGCAGUAGACACUCUCUCUCACUUAGUUUUGCUCUUCCUUAUCAAAUUCCCUUGCACGAGUCUGGAGUGGAGGAUAACGGGGAUGUUGAAAGUAGUGAAGUUGAUGAUAAGAAGCAUCAAAAGGAUGCUGUUAACUGUUUGGUCAAGUUGAACGAGCCAGAGGUUCCUGUCUUAGUACUAGGAUCCUUUGCAGCCGCAAUACAUGGUCUUACUCUCCCUGUAUUUGGACUCUUGCUCUCAUCAUCUGUUAACACGUUCUUUAAACCUCCUGAUGUGCUUAGGACAGAUUCUAUGUUUUGGUCAUUUCUAUUUGUUGGUUUGGGGAUUGUCGGUCUGGUGGCUAUGACAUUGCAAAACUACUUAUUUGGGAUAGCAGGUGGGAAACUUAUAGAGCGAAUUCGUUCAAUGGCAUUUAAUAAGGUUGUGCACCAAGAAAUCAGUUGGUUCGAUCAUCCUUCAAAUUCAUGGUAUGUUGAGGUGAUAAUUACUUCCAACUAUAAAAGACAAAAUAAACAUGCAAUCAUGUCAUAUAUUAAUUCCUUCAACUCAUCUAACUCAAAAAAAAAAUAUGGAUUUCCAUGCAGUGGUGCAGUUAGUGCAAGGCUAGCUACUGAUGCUUCAACAGCGAGAAGUCUCGUCGGUGACAACUUAUCCCUCAUUGUGCAAAACAUAGCAACAAUCACAACUGGUUUAGCUAUAGCAUUCACUGCUAAUUGGAUUCUGGCUUUUGUUAUUCUGGCUGUGUCACCCUUGUUGCUUCUACAAGGAUACCUUCAGACCAAGUUCGUAGAAGGAUUCAGUGCAGAUGCAAAGGUGAAUUAUGAAGAGGCAAGUCAGGUGGCAAAUGAUGCUAUUGGUAGCAUUAGAACUGUUGCAUCAUUCUGUGCUGAGCCAAAGGUGGUGGAUAUGUACAAGAAGAAAUGUUCAGGGCCAGAAAAACAAGGUGUUCGCUUGGGGCUUGUUAGUGGUGUAGGACUAGGCUUCUCUUUUCUUGCUCUAUACUGCACAAAUGCUUUCUGUUUCUACGUAGGAUCGCUUCUUGUGCAAGACGGGAAAGCAACCUUUGAAGACGUUUUCAAGGUUUUCUUUGCCUUAACAGUUACAGCAGUUGGUGUUUCCCAGAGUAGUGCCUUGGCUCCAGAUACUAACAAAGCCAAAGAUUCUGCAACUUCAAUAAUCAAAAUUCUUGAGACCAAAUCAGCGAUUGACUCCAGCAGUGAUGAGGGCAAAACACUAGACCUCAUAAAAGGUGAUAUUGAACUACAACAAGUAAGCUUUUGUUACCCAACAAGGCCUGACAUUCAAAUCUUCAAGGAUUUGUGUCUAAGCAUGCCAGCUGCAAAGACCGUUGCCUUGGUUGGGGAAAGUGGGAGUGGAAAAUCAACAGUGAUCAGCCUCAUAGAGAGAUUUUACAACCCUGAUUCUGGACGUGUGCUACUCGAUGGAGUGGAUAUAAAAAACUUGAGACUGAGUUGGUUGAGGCAACAAAUGGGUUUGGUUGGUGAAGAGCCUAUUCUUUUCAAUGACAGUAUUCGUGCCAACAUAGCUUAUAGUAAAGAGGGAGGUGCCACAGAGGAAGAGAUAGUUGCAGCAGCAGAAGCAGCAAAUGCACACAAGUUCAUAUGCUCUCUUCCACAUAGUUAUGACACCCCUGUGGGAGGACGAGGGACACAACUGUCAAGAGGACAAAAACAGCGCAUAGCCAUUGCAAGAGCCAUUCUGAAAGACCCCAAAAUCCUUUUGCUGGAUGGGGCAACCAGUGCACUUGAUGCAGAAUCUGAGUGUGUGGUUCAAGAGGCUCUUGAUAAAGUCAGUGUUAAUAGAACUACCGUUGUGGUAGCUCACCGUCUUCCAACAAUUAAAGGUGCUGACAUUAUAGCAGUCGUCAAAAAUGGGGUCAUUGCUGAGAAGGGGAACCAUGAAGCGUUGAUGAAGAUUGAUGGAGUUUAUGCUUCAUUGGUAUCUCUGCAUAUUAGUCAAUCAUAGUGUGAAAAAAAAAUGCCAGUGCCAUGUACAUUACACGUCACUAGAUAGCAUCAAAUUUUGCAACUUGAUCACUUCUUUUUUUCUUAAAUGACUUGAAAAUUCAUUCUAAAGUCUUGUAAACACAUCUAAAGAUCAUUCCCCAGAUUCUGGAGAGA
Messenger RNA from Vigna unguiculata (cowpea), 2830 nucleotides. Its product is annotated as ABC transporter B family member 9-like. Lineage: Eukaryota; Viridiplantae; Streptophyta; Magnoliopsida; Fabales; Fabaceae. Gene Ontology annotation, cellular component: mitochondrial inner membrane. Gene Ontology annotation, biological process: oligopeptide export from mitochondrion. The record is from RefSeq and is a predicted model, not a curated record. Gene Ontology annotation, molecular function: ATP binding; ABC-type oligopeptide transporter activity; ATP hydrolysis activity.